CGGAAUUCAAAAAGCAAAUGAAGUUCCAAUUGGUCGGUUACAUUUCCGGCUUUUUCGGACUACUUAAAUUUCCCGAGAUAUAUAUAAAACCAAUAUCAUUCAACCCGCCGUACUAAUCAUUCGCGGAGGUUAAUUUGCUCCUCGAGAAUGGCUUCGGCAUUUACCCCACCCGUACCCCCCGGCAUGGAGGUCGAUAGGCCGGAGAUAUCUGCCAAUAAGCAGAGGGCGUGCGUGAAUUGUGCUCGCUCAAAGACGAAAUGUCAUUGGCUAACAGGGUCUGUCUGUGAAAGGUAUAUUCUUGAAAACUGACAAUACCAUACCGAUGGUCUGUAAUUGACAUGAGUCUAGAUGCUCUAAAUCUAAGCUGCACUGCUUUAUUCAAGAGUUAGGUCCCAGAAAACGGCGAGGUAGAUCAAAACGGGUGGGAGAACUUGAGAGAAAAGUAGACAGCAUCAUGACCAUGUUAACCACGGGUCAACAAAUCCCCAAGAUAGGUAAUUUGCCGGCUCCUCAAACCCAACAGCUAGGCCCUCGGAUGUCGUAUGGGGAAGUUGGCAAUUCAUAUACAAUUUCUCCAAACGUCGGCAUACCUUCUGCAUUAUCUUCAGUUCCUAAGCCCCCUGAAGAGUAUAUCGACUUUCCGGCUGGAUUCCGUGUAUCCGUUGUCGAGGCCGAUCAAGUUCUAUUCGAAUAUAGAACCACUAUGCAGCCCAGCUUUCCGUACGUUAAUCUACCCCCCUGGUCGGCCCGUGAGAUGCUCCAGGAUCGGCCCUUGCUACUAAAAGCCAUCAUAUACGUCUGUCGUCCCCAGCCUUGGCCGGUUAAGUGUGAGAUAGAAAAGUGGUUUCGGGAAUAUUUCGCCCUCCACGUGGUAGUGCAGGAGGAAAGAAGCUUAGAGCUACUACAAGCUAUACUUAUUUAUAUUGCUUGGCAAGUUUGGCAUUUCUUCGUACAUGCUCAUGAUUCAAGUCUUAUGCAAUUAGCGAUUGCAAUGGUCGGCGACAUGGGACUUAAUAGACCUCCAGACUCUCAAACGAUGCCUUCGAGAUCUAUCAUAGAAGAAACUACGAUACUAGUUAGAGGGAUGAAUAUCCGAAAGGAGCAUACUCAUGCCGAACGAAGAACUUUACUUGGCGUGUUCUAUAUCUCAUCAGUUAUACGAAGUAUUUUUCGACGUACGGAACCGAUGGAGUUUACGGAAUACGUGGGUCAAUGCUGUAACGAGUUAACCCAAGCCAUGGAUUGCUCUACAGAUCAGCUUGCCGUUACACUUGUGCGCAUGCAGCAUCUAGUACUUCAGGCGACCAAGAUAGUAUCGGAGAAUAGUACUAAUGGGGAGGCGGCAUUAGGAGUAUCGCAUGUCAUGGCGAUGACUAGUAUUCGACGGCAGCUUGAUGAUAUAGUCAAUCGCCUUCCAGAAGACCAGAAGUCCAACUUCCUCGUAUGGCAUCACUAUCACAUGGUCCUCAUCCGGUUGUACGAGCCAGUAAUCGAUAUAAAAUCAUUAGAUACUGCAAAUAAGGCAUUUAUGCGGAGCCAGGCCUUGUGGACUUGUUGUCAAAGCGCAAAGUCGCUUCUUGAGCUGUAUCUCACCAUCCCAGGAGACAUGUUUGCGGCGCUCAGCUUCGUCAUGAUUGCACAUCUCUCCUACUCCAAUAUCGUAUUAACCCACCUCCUCUUCCUAGAAGACCAAGAUUGGGAUGCGCAUACCGCUCGGGAGAGCGUUAACUACCCCGACCUAACGGAGCGGCUCAGCGAUUAUUUCGUGGCGUGCGAGCAGUUACUUGGUCGUAGGUGCAAGAUUAUGGAAGACGGUAAAGGCCUUUUCACUAGGUCCGCGGAAAGAAUGAGAUGGGCGAAGAGUUGGUAUCUUUCUAAGUUGCCUUUUAAUUCUUCUAUGCUAGGCACGAUUUCAACUGCACCUAUGGCAGCCAAUGAAAUGGAAUAUGAAACAUGGCAAAUUCUUUUUGCAUAGCAUAAGGUAUUAAAGUCUGUAAACUAAAUACACCGGCUCUACUUUGUUAGACAUCCCCAGUUUGUCGGAACGGCGACGCCCGAAUAAAUCUACCCCUAUUCAAUAAGGCAUUAAAGUACAACGUUAUUUACCAAAGAGGUACCCAACCAUCUGCUUAUAUUUACACACGUAGAAACCUACGAUACACUCACCUACUCCCUCCCGAUGGGCUAUGUGGGUAAUUACGCAACAAAAAGCAGACAUCGAAACACAUCUGUCAUUAGCCCAUCUAGAUGGCACACCGUCCAGAGAAUAAUAAUCGGAGCAUCAAUGAAGAUGCACCGAUCCAAGCAGAAAUUCGGGUGCUGCUUGUUCAAAUAUUCGAUAAAGUACUCACAGUCGAAAAGAGGGUAAUUAUACG
Molecule: messenger RNA, 2375 nt
Organism: Daldinia decipiens
Lineage: Eukaryota; Fungi; Ascomycota; Sordariomycetes; Xylariales; Hypoxylaceae
Exons: 5
Coding region: 455-1975 (506 amino acids)
Biological process (GO): regulation of DNA-templated transcription
Cellular component (GO): nucleus
Molecular function (GO): transcription cis-regulatory region binding; DNA-binding transcription factor activity, RNA polymerase II-specific
Source: RefSeq, a predicted model, not a curated record